Anopheles stephensi (Asian malaria mosquito) is the source of this 12707-nucleotide messenger RNA. It is a transcript of the gene Hr3, whose product is annotated as probable nuclear hormone receptor HR3. Gene Ontology annotation, molecular function: RNA polymerase II cis-regulatory region sequence-specific DNA binding; zinc ion binding; nuclear receptor activity. Gene Ontology annotation, biological process: regulation of transcription by RNA polymerase II. The transcript is spliced from 12 exons. Bases 4220 to 7309 code for a protein of 1029 amino acids. The record is from RefSeq and is a predicted model, not a curated record. NCBI's taxonomy places the organism in Eukaryota, Metazoa, Arthropoda, Insecta, Diptera, Culicidae. Gene Ontology annotation, cellular component: nucleus.
GUGUGAAGCGGUUCUGUUGAGUUUUUUCUCGCGCGAGCCACGCACGGAAAUAAGCGGAAAAGAUUUCGGGGACGAUUUUCGGUGCACACCGGUGCAUUCCGUUGCUUUCGCUCUGUGACCGUUCCUUAGCGAUCGUGUUGUUUUGUAGUUGGUUUUGAAACGUUUCCUUAACACCGCGACACCGAAGAUAGAGCAGAGCAAGAACGGGAGAAGAAGAAAAAUAAACCGCAGGCCACCAAUUUGUGCUUGGUUGAGGGCUUGGCUGUCACAGUAGCAGCCCUUCCAGCGUGACACGAUCGUGUAGUGAUCCUCGCCCUCUCCAACGACCAAAAAGAAGAAACGAGCAGGGCGAGAGUGUGUUUGGCUGUGUGUGUGUGUGUGUCUGCGUGUAUGUGGAAGAGAGCAAAACCGGCCACCAUCGGGCAAGAUCCUCACGGGAUGUGAAUUUGUUGCUUGUGUUGCAAUGUUGUCGUAGCAAAACAUAUUUCUGAUCAAGUGUUUGUUGAGCGAAAAGUGUGUUUCUCGAAAACAGCUCCAAAAGCCGGUGUUAUUACUUUUGAGGCGCUGUUAUUAUUAUCAUUGGCACCAGCCGCUAGGUGCAUACGACCGGUCCAAGUGCAUAGCAAAAGGAGGUGGAAACCGAGUUCGAUACACUCCGUCGCGUCGUGUUUUUUCUUUUCGCCCUCCGCUCGCGUGGUGUCACACAGCCGAGAAUGAAACGUGUCGUUCUACGUUUGUAUUGAAAGUUUUUCAUUCCAUAUUUAUUUGCUUCUGCCCCCCCUAACGCACGCCUAGUUAAGUUUGGUUAAUCGAUCAUCGGGAUCCCCAUAUCGUGGGAUGGGUGCCCGAUGAUGCACUUUUUAGUUAGUCAACUGCAUUUCGAUUUUCGCUUUUUUUCCUAUCAGUGAGUGAGCGUGCGUGUGUGUGUGUGGUUGUGUGUAUGUAAGUGAGUUAAAGUGUGCGUGUUCUGUCGUGUGUUACACUAUCUAUUUGAAGCGAUAUAGCUUGCGAUGACGAGGUUUACGGCUCAUCGAAUUCUUUUGUUUUUCCCUGUCACCUGCUAGUGAUAUGCGUGUGUAUGUGUGCGUGUGUGUGGGAAAAAGAGAUCGUAUGUGUGUGCCACCCGAUCCCGGUAAAGCCAAUGGAUACGAAACGCGGCUACCGAUGAUUUGUAAAGCAGCGAAAAAUACUGCACAAUUCGCAAAUUUUCCAAAACGCGCGCGUGUGUGUGUGUGUGUGGUGUCGCUGGGCCAAUAUUUUCCCUCAGCAGCACCACGACCUGUAAGUGCGUUUGUUUGUAUGGGGCGCGAGUGGAUGGUACGUGUGUACGUGUGCCCGCAACUGAUUGAUGAUCGAUUACGGGAGUAGCGAAACAAAACGCUAACUUGAAACCGCCGGAAUCACGCUGUAACGUGUGACAAAUAUGUCAAAUAAAUUAACGAAAGUCCCGCUUUAAUCGUGCAGUGUGAGAUGGAGCAGGGGGCAAUGAGUGUGAGCGAGAGUGACCAAAGCACGCAUACCAAAAUUACUCUCCUUUUUGUGCGAUGAUGAUAGUACGGUUUGUGGAAUAAAACCACCCACUUCAUCCACCCGUCCACCCUCCAAAACGCAGGGGCGGCGUGAUUUGACACUUGAGCCUCCCACAACCCGGCUUUAUGCGCGCGUGUGUCUGUAUGGAUGAGUGUGUGUGUGUGUGUGCGUGUGCGGGAUCCCUUUCUUGUUACAUGAAAAAUGGAUAGGUUCAAUGACACGGCACGGCUCGCACGGGGUGUGAGCGAGCGAGUCCGCCAGCGAGAGCGAGAGAAAGAAGGGAUGAUAGUGCCCGAGACGCGUGUUUUGUACCGUAUGUGUAGUAUGAAUCAGCUUUGAAAUCUGUUCUCCCCCAUUCCGUGGAAUGAAGGAGAGAGAGAGGGAGCGAGUCAGAAUAAAAGAGAACGAAUCAGAAUGACCAGUACCGAGAUAAUGCGAGGAAAAGAGAAUACACAGACAGAGAAGGAAAUACAGUAUGGAAGCGAGAGCGCACCAUUCUGCGUGAGCGAGAGGCUCGAAAAUACAGUUCAAUCGCAUGGACCACUCCAACCCCAACAAUUCACAACCCCUUCGGGUUCCCAUGGGGAAGCGUCAAACAUCAAGUCUCGAGAGCAAUAGAAAUGUGGUUAGAAUUAAAGAGAGAUAGACAGUGGGUGAGAGAGUGAGAUUAAGAAAAGUCGCUUCCCAUUUCCACCCCGCUUGACCAGGUCGAACAUUUGCUAGACAGUUCAUCAACGUUACUUCAAUGUAACUAAACAUUCUUCCCAUCAUCACACUGGCAGGUCGCUAACACCUUAGACACCAUCGAUUCUUCUCAAAACGUAAUCUACCAUUUUUUAAACCCAUAACAGUGUCUCUUUCACAAUUAUCACCCAACUCAGCUCACCCCGCACGAUGGUCAGCACGCUCGACACACGAGCAUGUGUUGGUAGACUUUAGUAGCUUUGAUAGGUGCAGGUCGACGAAUAGGGGUUUUUACAUCUUACCCAUACACAUGCAAGGACGUGCGAAGCGUGUUGGGAUUGUCACCGGGGCAUGAUAAUGGCGCGAGCGGAUGCCUAGAAAACAUCAUUAUCAGGUGUGUCAGGUUUUGCCUGGGCACCUGUUUUCUUAUCGGAAGUUUGAUAUCGGGGAUCGCAUUUCGAUUAGAGCGGUCGGCCGUAACGUUACACACACUCACUACCUUACACACAAACACAUUGCUAUGCUUACGCAUAAACACUGUUAGGAAAGCGUCUUAAAACCACUUGUUUGCAGGGCAGUUUGAAGCUGCUCACUAUUAGCCUUAGGAUGCUAUCGUAUGAAGCGUCUUACUCAGCUGGUAACGCCUUCGGUAACGCAUCCGUAACGCGUGCGACCACGGUUGACAGUCGAUCCGUGAUUUAACCAAACUUUUGUACAUUUUCUUCUUGGGGUUGGAAAAUUUGAGUGGCUUCUCACUGCCACUGACCACUGGCACGACUCUGGCGCCAAAAGCCACCAUUACCGUGUACUUCGUUCGUUUAGGGGGUUCGCCGGCGUGAGGACCCCCGGGCGAUCGGUCCUGUUGCCGUAUUUGUUUGGUUGCUGAUUUUUUACAGGAUUUUUUGCCUCCGCACUCCACUAGGAUGCUCGCGCGGUGUCAAUGAACUCGGGCUCGCGCAGUGUGCUCUUGCCCUUACCUCCCACAACGUCGCCGGUUCGUAACACGCGGUACGCCUUCGCUCGCCUUUGCCGGGUGACUUCCCAUCUCUUUCUCGCCGCUCACACUAUCUCGCAUCGAGUCACGCACUGUCUCCGUUUCUCCGUUUCUCUUGCUCUCUCUUCCCGUUUCUCGCAUGCUCCCGGGGGGCCGGAUGAUCUUGGUUCGUCGCGAUCCUGCAGCAGAUCCUGCCCAUGGUGAAACUUUCGGUGAUGUGACACACGAGCAAAGGAAAAACAAAGUGCAUUCAUACGUUCAACUGUGCCGAGUGAAGUAAAUAAAAAAAACCAGAAAAUCAACAAAGUAAAACCGGAAACCGGGUGCACGUACGGUGAACUAGAAACAAUUGUGUCAACAUCGAACAGCUGCAAAUCGAUGCAAAUGAAUACCGACCGGUGAACGGGUUGCGGAACUGAUUUACCGAAUUGCAUAAUUUCACAGUGUUGGCGUGAUAAACAAUUAAAAGCAAAGUGUAAAAAAGCCUCCUAAACUGUGUGCGUGAUAAUCGGUUUCACAACGUCUGUUAAGUGAUUCUUCAUUUUCCUGGUGUAAGAAAAAAACAGGAAGUACAGUGUAAUCGCUACUCUAACCAGAUAGCUCUGUUGACGUGAGCUUACAUCCAGUCAGAAUUCGUCGUCCGAAAGGUAUCAAACUCGCUGCAAGGAUGACUGUCGAAUGCAUUGAGGAUUUGUAUCCCACCUAAACCCUUCCGGCUGGCUGCGGGGCCAGCGUAAGGGUGCAUCACGAGUACGUACAGUGUUUGUGGUUAGAGAAGGCAAGAUACUGAUAAAGUGCAUCGUGCAGACGAUUUACGAUUAAAGAAAGAAGGGCUCCGCCCUUCGCUCAAAACCUCUUCGGGAGCGGGUCAUAACAACCGCUCCGUGCAACACUAGCUACCUCAGCUCAAAACACUACUCAAAACCCCUUCCGCUUCCGGGGUGACGCACCCUUUGAACCACUCGCUCCCAGAGCUCGUUCUCCAGCGCUACGCUCCAAACGUUUCGGCAAAUGGAUGACGGAGAAUUUUUGGACCUGUUCAGCCAAUCCUGGAAUGUCAAGUACCAAGCGGCGGCCAAUCGUGCGGGCACUGGUGACGAACCGGCAAGCGUUGGGUCGGUCGGUGGUGGAUACACCAAUACGGCGGCGGUGGCAGCCGCCGCGACGGCUGCAGCAACGGCGGCCGCCAUGGCAGCCGCUCCCAAGCUCACCUCACGGCUUAUGCAGCCCCAGCCGGGUUCUACGCCCACGGGUGGGCAGGGUACGCUGUACACCAGCACCAAACACUUUCUGGCUCACCUACCGCCAAACCACAAACCCGCCACCACCACCACCAACUCUUCGACGAACCCCGGCAGUGCAGUGUCGGGUAACCGUCAUGGGGCGCCACCGUUCAGCGUGUCGGCAGGUGCUCCAACGACUGAUUUACGUGAUACAAACCUAGGGCCUUUAAGAAAUACCAGUAGCAGUAGUACCAGCAGCAGCGCGACCAACACCAGCAGCAGCAGUACGGCGAGCAGCAACAGUAGCCAUAACACAACCACCACCACCAACGGCGCGCAGCAUCUGAUGGGUGGUGGUACCUUUGCCCGUGAAACCCGCGAGUUCCCAAAGCUAAGCCAUCGGCUGCUACAGCCGCUGAACUCGCACGAUCAGCCACCUCCGGGCGGUGGCGGCGCUGGUUCCGGUGGUGCUUCCUGCUCUGCCCAGACUGGCAUGCUUCGGAGCGGCCAGGAAGAACAGGACUACAAUGCUAUCUGCUCAACACUGUCGGCCGUCGCUUCGAUGGCUGCUGCCUCUUUCGCGAUGGAGGACGAGGAUCUGGCCGACAGUACCACGCCGCCACCGCCACCCUUCUCGUCCAGUGCUCUGCUGGCCGCUGGACUGGGAACGGGGAACGGUGGUGGAGGGGCAGGCGACGCUAACGGUGGUGUGGAAGGUGACAUCGGCCCAAACGGGGAACUGUUGGGUAUGAAUGGUCAUCAGCAUGAGAAAAAGACUCCCAAUUCAAUUAGAGCUCAAAUCGAGAUCAUACCUUGCAAGGUGUGCGGCGACAAGUCGUCCGGGGUGCAUUACGGUGUGAUCACGUGCGAGGGCUGCAAGGGCUUCUUCCGAAGGUCACAGAGCUCCGUCGUCAACUAUCAGUGCCCGCGAAAUAAGCAGUGCGUGGUGGAUCGGGUUAACCGAAAUCGAUGCCAGUACUGUCGACUGCAAAAGUGCCUAAAGCUGGGAAUGAGUCGUGACGCUGUCAAAUUUGGACGUAUGUCGAAGAAGCAACGGGAGAAGGUCGAGGACGAGGUACGGUUUCAUCGGGCUCAGAUGCGCGCACAAAAUGAUGCAGCCCCGGACAGUUCCGUGUUCGACACGCAAACACCUUCCAGCAGCGAUCAGUUGCAUCACGGUUACAAUGGCUACACAUAUUCGAACGAGGUUGGCUACAGCAGCCCGUACGGUUACUCGACCUCGGUGACGCCUCAGCAGACGAUGGGCUACGACAUCUCGGCCGAUUACGUGGAUAGUACAACAACUUAUGAACCAAGAAGUACGAUGAUAGACUCAGAUUUCAUAAGUGGACACAACAAGGAUGGCUCACCGGAUCAGAACCGGGCAAUCACGCUCAACGAUAUUCGUUUGGCGCGUGUGCAGCAAACGACCGCCACGACAACGACCGGCAGUGAUGUGAUCGCUGGCUCGGACGGGGGCGGUGUCAAUGACGGUGGUGGAGGACCCCGAGGUCUUGCACCUCAGCAGCAAGCAGGUCAAGCCACCGCCCAGCACACGAUCCCGCAGCAACCACAACAGCAGCAGCAGCAACAGUCCGCUGCUGUGACGGCGCUGGCAAACCAUCAAUCCACCGGCAACAACGGCAACAGCAAUGGCACUACCAAUAAUAGUACAAUUAUAACCAUCAAGCAAGAGCAGCUAACCAAUGUCGAUAGCAUUGUCGGUAGCUUUGUCGAUUCAACCACCUUCUUGCCAUCGCCGCCCACCAGCCAACAGCAGCAGCAGCAGCAUCCGCACCAUCAUCAGCACCAGCUGGGCAACGCCACUAUGGUCACGACCAAUGGUGGCGUCGGUGGCAUGAGCGCCGUAUCGGGAACGACGGCGGUGGUUGCAGUGGCUGCCACAACAGUCCCAACGUCCGUCUCAGGAUCAGAUGUCACUGGUAGUAACCUAAGACGGAACGACUGCUGCCAGAAUCCGGUCACGACUGGUGGCACCGGUUCGGAUGGUAUUCCGCACUCACAGGCUCACCACCAUCACCAUCACCAGAACACACCGGUAUCGUUUGGCGAGGAUGAUAGCUCCUGCGAUUCGCACACACGAUGGGCCGAAGGUGAUAUCAACGAUGUGCUGAUAAAGACCCUUGCUGAAGCGCACGCAAAUACCAACCACAAGCUAGAGAUAGUGCACGAAAUGUUCAGAAAACCACAGGAUGUUUCCCGCUUACUCUACUACAAGAACAUGACCCAAGAGGAGCUGUGGUUGGACUGUGCGGAGAAGCUAACAGCCAUGAUACAGCAGAUCAUUGAGUUCGCCAAGCUGAUACCGGGCUUUAUGCGAUUAAGUCAAGACGAUCAGAUACUGCUCCUCAAAACGGGCUCGUUCGAGCUAGCGAUCGUGCGCAUGUCUCGACUGAUGGAUCUCUCAACCAACUCCGUGCUGUACGGUGACAUAAUGCUACCGCAGGAAGCCUUCUACACGUCCGACUCGUUCGAGAUGAAGCUGGUGGCGUGUAUAUUCGAGACGGCGAAAAGUAUUACGGAGUUGAAGCUGACCGAAACGGAGCUAGCGCUCUAUCAAAGUCUGGUGCUACUGUGGCCUGAACGAAACGGUGUGCGAGGUAACACGGAAAUACAGCGGCUGUUUAACAUGAGUAUGUCCGCCAUCCGGCAGGAGAUUGAAGCGAACCAUGCACCGCUCAAAGGUGACGUGACGGUGCUCGAUACGUUGCUCAAUAAAAUACCCACUUUCCGUGAGCUCUCCAUCAUGCAUAUGGAAGCGUUACAGAAGUUCAAACAGGAUCACCCGCAAUACGUUUUCCCGGCGCUUUACAAGGAGCUGUUCUCGAUCGACUCGCAGCAAGAUCUGAUGACAUAACAGGAUGAUCAGGGCUAUCAUCAGCCGCCGCAGCAGCAACACCACCACCACCCAGAGCAACAGACACACUAUCAGCAGCAUCCACCGAUCGGCACAAUAUCGCACGAUUCCACCCAGCAGCAGCAGUAUCAACAUUCCUCUUCGUCGUCGUCCGGAUCGUCGUCGUUGGCGGCGUGCGAUCGCAGGGAGGACACGAUCGUUGCUAGCGAGCUGGACGAAGCAAUAGGACCACCGUCGCUAACGGAUAGCAAUACAAACAACAACGGCAACAAUACGUUUAUCAUCAUCAUCCAGAACGAUGGUGGCGUCGGUGAGGCAGCCCACCUACCGGCCGGCGUUCAUCCUUAAGUCCUGUCACUGCUCAACUACGAUACAAACAACCAUGCAAUAACUACGCAUAGCUACGGUGGAGGCGGUUAGCUAGUGAAAGCAGUCGGGAAAGCGCUAGAGAAGAAAAAACUAUGAAAAUCAACUAAAAAAAAGGAGAAGGAGAAGAAAAUCCACUCACACAAACACAAAACCCACACACGGAAAAUGCAAAGACGCGGAAAAAGAAAGCGCAACGUCAGUUGAGAGAGAGGGAGAGAGAGAGAGAGGGAAAGAGAAACUAGUAUGCACCUUUAGCAAUUGUUGAUGUAAAUGAAUUUACAAAAUUUGUUAUAUUAUUUUAAUAACUCGUAAGUCGAUAACACUGACGCAUAGCAUAGGAGAGAAAAAAAACACACAGAAACACGAGGAAGCAUGGCUGAGGGAAAACGAUAUGGCAGGACGAAGGUAGCGAAUGAGUUAGCGUAAUGGAAAGGAAAUGUAUUUUAAAUUAUUUUCCUUUCUGCCCCUUUUUUAUAUUCAUAUAUACAUAUAUUCGUGCCUCGAUCAUGGAUCAUAUACUGAUCGUUGUUUUCUAUUGUCUAUUUUUAAACAAGGAUUUAUUUCUUUUAUUUUUUAAACAAACACACACACAAAACGAUUAGACUGUUCGAUCCACACACACAAACAGGCGCGUGUUGUUGUAGUUAAGAGGUUGGGUUAUUUUACUCCUAACCAAACCCCGUGUACCGAUAGGGAUGCUACAUACACAAGAGACACAAACACAAACAUAAAAAGUGCAAUGAUCAGUCGAUCUAGGAGCAGGCUAUAGGGCAGAAGCUCGAUCACGGAUUGGCUUCUAUUCGACCGACACCCAACAGACACCAAGUUUUAUUUUGCGUUUGCGUACACCCAGAAUAUUCUGCAGUUUGGCAUAUUAUUAGGAAGAGUGCUGCCCACACCAUAUGGAAGCGAUCGGAGCGAAAAUCGCUUACUUUUUGCUUUCGUUUAGGGAGUUUGUAUUGUUUUUUUCCUUCUCUUAUUUCUUCGGUUAAGCGGCUAACGUACAAAACGAAGUAUGAAUUAUUGUUUUUGAUUUGUUGUUUUGUUUUUUUUUCUCUUUUUCGUUUGGACAAACUUAUUUUGUAACGAUGGACGAGAGGCAAAGAAUUAUAUAUCGAGAUGCGGUAUGUUAGGAAAAAUUUUCGGACCGACACCGGUUGUUUGCAUGCCUAAACCGUGCGUGUCGGUCUGUUGCAACUGAAUAGUCUGAUUUCUUUAGUUAAUACCUUCCGAUAUAGAAAAGCGAGAGAAAGAGAGAGAAAUUGAUACGAAAAGAGGAAGAAAAACGCAACUGAAGCACGUUACACGAAACGAAGGAACAGAAUCUCUCCCGCCCCCCAAAAACCUUUUCUCUCUUUCAUUUAGGGUCGCUUAAUUGUACGUGUUUUUUGUUUUUAAUUUCUUAUCUAGCGUUAGUGACUUUAUAGUAUACCGUUUUAUACCUUAAACAAACAAUUUGUGCUGGAAGCUGGUUGAGGCGCAAAAUUUGGAACCCAAUGAGUUGUGUGCACGUGUGUAUCAAACCUGUAUCAAGCUUCAAGGUCGUAGGUACCUAACCUUAUAAAUCCCGUACUCUGAUCGCCUUUUUUUACCUGCCUGCGUACUGCAUUUUUUGCGACCCAUUCGUUUUCCUACCCCCAAACACCCAGCCAAGGGUUGUCAGCCUUUUCGCUCAGUAUUAGAUCACGGAACGGAAAGGAAAAUUUAAUGCUAAAACAAACACACAAACUACAACAAAAAACCACAAGAAACCGAAAUAGACUUGCUGCCGAAAUCAUUUACGCUAAGUAACACACACAUCUCGCAACAACACUAGCUUCUUUCUUAUGCCUUUGAUCCGGCUAAAUAAUCGACCCUUUUUGGCAUCCGAAAAGAUUCGAUUCGAACCCCCGAACGGCUUCCAGUGUCUGCUUGUUGUUUGUAGUAGGGAUUUGUUGAGUUUGCAGGAAACCUAGAACACAGAUGGAGAUUGCGCUAAAUGCAAUUACACCGUAGCUUUAUCACUUCCAUUCCUACCAAUCGGAGUGGAAGGAACUUUUAGGGGAAUAUUCUUAAGCCGUAGUUCGAACGCCUCCUCUCGAACCGCCUUUUUACCGUAAAACAAACGAGCUGUGUUGUCGCUCUGGGUUUUCGUUGCUAUUUUCGUCACUGUUUUGUUUGCUUCUGUUAUUCCAUUGUCCUGUGUCAUAGCGUUCUGCAUUCGAAUUUGUUUUAUUUUUUUGUUUGCGAUAAGAUAGUUAAAGUGUGAACGUUACUGAACUGUUGUACUUCUGUUUCGACUUUGCAUGAAGCAAAAUGGCAGACUAACGUAAAUGACACCAGGACUGAGAAGGAACGGGAAAGGAAAAUUAAAAACUCGUACUGAAAUUAGAGAAUAAGAUAUUGUAGGACAAAUUUUCGCUUAGCAAACUCUUACAUUUAACACAUACAAACACGUACUCACACACACUCAGACCUGAUAAUGAUUUAGAAAUUCAUCUUUAUAAGCAUACAAUUGGCUACAGUGCGUGAAGAGUCACCAAAAGUUGAAUACAAAAAAUAUAAAUUUAGACAAUUACUAUUUUCGAAAUAUUUUUUCCGUUCGUUUGCUCAUUUGCUCAUUUCAAAAGAAGCGUUAGGGUUUUUUUUAAACUGGUUUCAUACAAAUGAUUAAGUGUUGUUUAAUUAUAAUCUGAGCAAACAAAAAAUCGCACACUUCCAUCAAACGCAUAGUUAAAUCAAUCGGUAUGAGAGGUCGGCAGUUUUCUUUCUGGAGGACAAAGGGGGAGAAAAAUAAAAUUAUUUAUGUAGUUGACCACACAUCACUUGGCCAAUCAUCAUUCUUCAUACGAACACACACACACACACAGUUAAACAAAAAUCUGAUUACAAAACUCUCUACAAGAUAUGAAUGUAAUAAACGGUACACAAUAGAUCAAAACCAAAUCUGGAACUCGAAUUGAGAAUGUUAGGCACAGGACACAAAAAAAAACGGUCAACGGAGGAGAAAAAAAAACAAAUUCGAACCGAAAAUGAAAUGAGAACUUAUAAAUGUAUGGGUGCUUCUAUAUGAAACAAAUAUAUAUAGGUAUAUAUAGAGAGAAAGUGGGAGAGAGAGAGAGAGAGAGAGAUAGAGAUGAGGAUAACAAAAGAAAAACAAAGCAGAAUGAUAUACAUAUAUAUACAUCUAUAUUUAAAAAAACUACAAAACAAAACUAAAGCGAUCGAAGAAAUAAGAGAAAGAAUAAGGAAAGUAGCAAAAGGAGGAAAAACAUACAAACAUAAAGGUGGGUCGGUGGGACAAAAAAGUAUAACAACAACAACGCUUUGGCUGGGCGCAGAAUGACUGUGAAAUGGUGUAAUAGGACAGUUGGUAAAGAAGGUGCAAAUGUUCUGUAAAACUCGAGUUCAACAUCAAAAGACCACACAAAAUUACACACAAAACACACACACACACGUGAGAGAUAAUGAAACUGUUAUACAAACCAAUUGGUAAGGGCUGUCAUAAGCAAGACCAGCAAAAAAGAGACUCAAAACGAAACGCAAACUUAAAAUAAAAUCAGACAAAAAGCAAACACAAAUUCAAAGCAAGUGACUGUAUGCGUGUGUACGAUGGACGAUUGGACACACCGGUUACAGUUCGCAGUAAUCAGACUCCUUAACUCGCCUGAUCAUCUUCACUUUUUCAUGAAUGUAAUGAAUUAAUUGCCUUAAAUGAUAUAUACAACAAAACAAAAAAACGACAUAUAUAAAUUGCAUAAAAAUAUACAAUAAAAAUAUAUUUAAAAAGGGGGAUAUGGGGAAAGAUCAAUGCAAGAGGAAAAAAAACACAAAACAAACGCAAGCAAAGAAAACCAGUACGUGCGGAACUGUUGUUAGGGACAAAACGGGCCGCGUGACAGGAACAGGAAACACAGCAUACAAAAUCGGAACAGCAAGUAAUCCAACACACGAGGAAAGGGAGUUCCUACUGAAAAGGAACGCAGUGUGUGUGUGGUUUGGAAAAAAAGGAAACGUUACAGUGGUGCAAAUUCGUUGCAGUUGCAUGCAAGGUACAUGAAUAUUAGCGUAUAGUGAUUAACUCCAUUUUUGUAUGCGAUGCACUUCUGACGAUGGAAGGCCGGCAGAGAAAACCCGCGACAUAAAAAUGAUGACGGCGACACAAAUGCAAACACACACACACACACCCAUACAAAAAAAAACAACGCUGGUGUAACACCCAGCAUGAAGCAUACAAAGUAAAACGAUGAUUAAAUGGUUAUCUAUAACUCUAUACAUAUAGACUAUAUACAUAGUGAUGAUAGUGAUGAAGGGAGGCGUGCAGGAGCGUAACACUAGUUGUAAGCAGAGCGCAAGAAUGAUGAGUUAAGCAGGUUGGCGGAGAAACAACAAACAAAACAUUAAAACAACGGUUUAAGCACGGAUCAGACGGGACGGCACGCUAUCCGGGUGUGACAUAGCAAAUAGGGCAACGUUGAUGAAAUCUAAUAUAAUUUAAAUUAAUUUAAAUCGAGACGAUGGGAGAGAAAGGAAAGAAAACAAAACAAGCACCUUUAGAUACGAAUAAUUUUUGACUAGUGGAAAAGAAAAACAAAACACGAGGGAAAACAAAAGGGAAACUGGCGUUCUUUCGCUUAGUGCAGUAUGAAAAAAAUGCUGUGAAAGCAGGUAUAAAUAUUGCAAAAACAAAAAAUCUGAAAAGCGAAAGGAUGCCGUACGCCGGCAAACAAGUUGAUAAAAUGAUAGUACAUAAACUCACAAUAGCAAAAUUCGGGUAGCUCUUAAGUUCACUGAACAUUUAUUCUAUAAUCAUCAUCAAGAUCAAGUUAGGACAAAAAUGUUAGGACAACAAAAGGAAGAAGAAAAACAUCAAAACAAGAGGGUGAAAAUAAAAAAACACACAAAUACACAAACACAAGAAAGGGAUCUCCCAUUCAAACACACAGACACACACACACAGGAAACACGGUUUAAUGAGAAUAUUGCAUAAUGAUUCACUGAGCGGACGGAAAGCCUUUUUGAAAUAAACUGAUUAAUCCUUAUUAUGAAA